This is a messenger RNA of Pterocles gutturalis (yellow-throated sandgrouse), 1839 nucleotides long. Its product is annotated as nebulette-like. The record is from RefSeq and is a predicted model, not a curated record. Lineage: Eukaryota; Metazoa; Chordata; Aves; Pterocliformes; Pteroclidae. The annotation marks the transcript as partial. The transcript has 18 exons. Gene Ontology annotation, molecular function: actin filament binding. Gene Ontology annotation, cellular component: Z disc. Gene Ontology annotation, biological process: cardiac muscle thin filament assembly.
AUGCGAGUAUCUGUCAUUCAGGAUCUCAGGGAAGAUGAAAAUGAGGAUGAAGAAGAACAAAAGGUCUUCCUCAAGCCUGUUAUUAAGGACAGAAAUAUGGAACUGGCCCGAAAAUGCAGUGAAAUAAUAAGUGAUAUACACUAUAAAGAAGACUUUAGAAAAUCUAAGGGCAAGUGCAUAUUUGUACCUGACACCCCACAGCUAAAACAUAUGAAAAGUCUUGGUGCUUUUAUUUCUGAGGUGAAGUACAAAGGAGCUGCUAAGAAAGAGCUUUCUAAUUCUCUUUAUCAGCAGAUGCCAGCCACUAUUGACAGUGUAUUUGCAAAAGAAUUAACACAACUUCAGAGCAAGGUUCUCUACAAACAAAAACAUGAUGCUGAGAAAGGAACUUCAGAUUAUGCACAUAUGAAGGAGCCUCCAGAUAUUAAACAUGCCAUGGAAGUCAAUAAAUACCAGAGUGAUGUAUCCUAUAAGAAGGAUGUGCAAGAUACUCAUAGAUACACUGAAGUACUGAACAGGCCAGACAUAAAAAAGGCAACUGCGAUAACAAAGAUAAUAAGUGAUGCUCAGUACAAGAAAGGAAAGGGAGAGAUGAAUAAGGAGCCUGCUGUACUUGGAAGACCAGAUUUUGAACAUGCUAAAGGAGUUUCAAAACUGUUAAGCCAAGUGAAAUACAAAGAGCAGUUCAAUAAGGAAAUGAAGAGCCACCAAUACAAUCCUCUUGACAGUGCUUCCUUCAAGCAAGCACAGGUUGCAUCCACCUUGGCAAGUGAUGUGAAUUACAAGAAAGAUUUGGAAAGCCUACAUGAUCCAGCCUCUGAUCUACCAAACCUGCUAUAUUUAAACCAUGCUUUAAAUAUCAGCAAAACACAUAGUGAGUAUAAGAGAUCAUUUAAGCAAAGCAAGGGCUUCUAUGAUUUCACCCCAGAGACAGCUGAACAAAUCCAUCACAAAGAAAAUGCAGUGCUUGAAAGCUAGGUCAAGUACAAAGAGAGUUAUGAAAAAUCUAAAGGCAGAUCAAUGCUGGAGUUUGUGGAUACACCAAUGUAUCAAGUUUCAAAGGAGGCUCAAAAGAUGCAAAGUGAGAAAAUGUAUUGCAAAGAUUUUGAAGAAGGAAUCAAGGGAAGACCGUCAAUGGAUUUGGACAAGACUCCAGAGUUCUUGCAUAUAAAGCAAGUCACUAAUCUUCUGAAAGAGAAAGAGUAUAGAAAAGAUUUGGAAGAAGGCAUGAAAGGAAAAGGAAUGACAGUGUUUGAAGACACACCAGAUUUGAUUAGAGUGAAAAAUGCAGCUCAGAUACUAAAUGAGAAACAAUACAAGAAAGACCUGGAAACUGAAAUUAAAGGGAAGGGCAUGCAAGUUGGUCCAGAUACUCCUGAGAUAAGACGAGCCAAGAAGGCUUCUGAAAUUGCAAGCAUGAAAGAAUACAAGAAAGACUUGGAGAAUGAAAUUAAAGGGAAGGGAAUGGGAGUGGGUAUGGAUACCCCUGAUAUACAACGAGCCAAAAAAGCUUCUGAAAUUGUAAGCCAGAAAGAAUACAAAAAGGAUUUGGAGACUGAAAUUAUAGGAAAAGGGAUGCAAGUUGGCCCAUAUACUCCUGAAAUACAACGUGUCAAAAGGGCUUCAGAAAUAGCAAGCCAGAAAAUGUACAAAGGUGAAGCAGAGAAGAUGCUCUGUAACUAUUCUGCUGUCCCAGACACUCCAGAGAUGGAGAGGAUAAAGAGUACUCAGAAAAACAUCAGUUCAGUGUUUUAUAAGAAGGAAGUAGGAGCUGGCACAGCUGUAAAAGAGACUCCUGAGAUUGAAAGAGUAAAGAAAAAUCAGCAUAAUAUUAGUUCG